AUGGCAACAAUGAUCUUCGUUGACUUUAAGCACUGCUUCAUCUUCAUCCUCUUAUGCAUCUUCUCACUCCUCUGUUACUUUCUCUUCUUCAAGAAACCGAAGGACAUACGAAGCUUCGAUCUGCCUCCGAGCCCUCCAUCUCUGCCGAUCAUUGGCCACUUUCACCUUUUCCUUUCUCUUCAAAUCCACAAAUCUUUAAAGAAACUCUCUUCCAAGUAUGGACCUUUCCUCCAUCUUUGCGUCUUCAAUGUCCCCAUGGUCCUCGUCUCCUCUGCCUCAAUAGCCUAUGAGAUCUUUAAGGCACAAGACGUAAACAUUUCCACUCGUAACCAACCUACCAACGAAGGGUCUCUCUUUUUGGGAUCUUCCAGUUUCGUCAAUGCUCCUUAUGGAGAUUAUUGGAAGUUCAUGAAGAAGCUCACCAUCACCAAGCUCCUCGGACCUCAGGCGCUUGAGAGGUCACGAGCCGUCCGUGUAGAUGAGGUAAAGAGGUUUUACUCAAACCUGCUUGACAAGGCGAUGAAGCAGGAGAGCGUUGAGAUUGUUGAGGAAGCUAUGAAGCUAACGAAUAACAUCAUCUGCAAGAUGAUCAUGGGGAGGACUUGUUCAGAGGAGAACGGUGAAGCGGAUAAAGUAAGGGGUUUGGUGACCGAGUCAGGUCGCUUGGUGAAGAAAUUUUUCUUGGCGGCGAUCUUGCGCAAACCGCUCAGGAAACUCGGGAUCUCACUGUUCAAAAAGGAGUUAACAGGUAUUUCCUACAAGUUUGAUGAGGUGUUGGAGAAGAUUCUUGUGGAUUACGAAGAGAAAGUGGAGGAGCAUCACCAAGGUACCGACAUGAUGGAUGUGUUGUUGGAAGCUUAUGGAGACGAAAACCCAGAGUAUAAGAUCACUAGAAACCACAUCAAGUCCUUUUUUGUGGAUCUUUUAAUUGCAGGCACUGACUCAUCAACACACACUAUACAGUGGAUCAUGGCGGAGAUCAUUAACAAUCCUAACAUUCUUGAGAGAUUGAGGGAAGAGAUCGAUUCAGUUGUAGGAAAAAAAAAGUUGAUUCAAGAAACAGAUCUUUUGAACCUCCCUUACUUGCACGCGAUAGUCAAAGAAGGGCUGAGAUUGCAUCCGCCGAUCCCUUUUGUGAUAAGGGAGUUCCAAAAAGGGUGUAAGGUUAGAAGCUUCUAUAUACCAGAGAAGACAACACUUGUUGUUAAUGGUUAUGCUUUAAUGAGAGAUCCUGAUAUGUGGGAAGACCCUGAGGAGUUUAAGCCAGAGAGGUUUCUUGCUUCCUCAAGAUCAGGACAAGAUAACGAGAUAAGAGAGGACGUCCUUAAAUACAUUCCUUUUGGAAGCGGAAGGAGAGGUUGUCCUGGAUCAAAUCUAGCUUAUGUUUCUGUGGGAAUAGCGAUUGGAGUGAUGGUGCAGUGCUUUGAUUGGAAAAUCGAAGGAGACAAGGUUAACAUGGAAGAAGUUCCUGGAGCAAUUACGUUGACCAUGGCGCAUCGUCUUAAGUGCAUUCCUGUUCCUCGAACUCUAAUACCUUUUACUUAA
Molecule: messenger RNA, 1545 nt
Organism: Arabis nemorensis
Lineage: Eukaryota; Viridiplantae; Streptophyta; Magnoliopsida; Brassicales; Brassicaceae
Source: the annotation of a GenBank genome assembly